AUGCUCUCUGACAUGAGGAUGGACGCUUACCGUGACGAACGUCCCCAGAUCCGCGUCGCCUACAGAACGGACGGUCAACUGCUCAACCACCGGAGGGUGCAAUUUCAAUCACGUGUAUCCACAACGACCGUACACGAACUUCUCUUCGCCGACGACUGCGCCCCCAACGCAACCUCGGAAUGGGACAUGCAAAGGUGCAUGGAUCUCUUCUCCGCCACCUGCGAGAACUUCGGCUUGGUCAUCAACACGGAGAAGACGGUGGUCACGCACCAACCGCCACCCAACACUGAUCGCAGUGAGCCCCAAAUCGUCGUGAACGGAACCCAACUGCAAGUGGUGGACAACUUCACGUAUCUGGGCAACACCCUCUCCCGCAGCAGCAAAAUCGGUGAUGAAGUGGCCCGCCGGAUUUCAAGCCUUCGUUCGUCUUCAAAACAGUUUGGAUUCGUCUCGGUCUUUAACUCUCCACGAAACCGAAGAUGCACAAGGCCGUCAUUCUACUGAUGUAGCUGUAUGGAGCGGAGACCCGGACGAUGUACAUGAAGCAGACACGUAGACUCAACCACUUCCACCUCAGUUGUCAUCGUCGCACCCUGAGGCCGAGGAGGCAGGACCGGAUCUCAGAAACGGACGUAAUGGAGCGGACGAAAAUCCUCAGCUUCAACGGUAUGCUGAGACAACUACAAUUACGCUGGAGUGGCCACCUCGUACGGAUAAACGACGAGAGGCUACCCAAACUACUUUGCUAUGGCGAUGUCGCGACGGGUUCACGCCGACGAGGAGAUCAAUUCUGGCGCUACAAGGAUACUCUGAAAACCCCCCUGAAGCGCUGGCAGAUCAACGAGGCAAACUAGGAUGACGGCCUCGGCCGCCUUCUUGCACCACUUGGAGUUGGAGUUGCACACAGACCGGAGGCCACCAUGAGGCGUCAGGUGAUGAGACCAAAAGACCCAAUGCCACGGCAAAAAACAUCUGGAGUCGUUUAGCGGAUCUAGUGAAGUUGCGGACAAAGCAACUACGUCGGCGAAACUGGAAGACUGCUCCGGACGCGAAUUGCCGAACACGCGGCAGCGGUACGGAGAAAUGACGCCAACUUUCAGGUCGCGGCCCAUUCGACGAGACCCGGCCACACAUUCAAGUUCGAUGAGGACGAAAUUCUCGCGAGAGGGGAUAAUCGCGUGAGCCGCGAGCUGCUUGAGUCAUGGUUCACGGGACCUUAGUCUAUCAACAAGUGCAACGACAUCCCCACUCCAUAUUCCGUGUUGAGACAUAGGCUGGCUAAAGUAAUUGACCACUAGGGGAGCGCGCAAGCCGGUGAGCCAGACGGCCGAGCAAUCCUCACCCCAGCAUCCAACACGGGUGAUGAGAUUUCCGCAAUUAACAACUUGCACGCCAAAACCCCCACCGUCAACAGCAGUUAUAAGGACCCGAUUUAUACCUGUACUCAUUGCGAUCGUACCUUCACCUCAAACAUCGACCUGGUCGGUCACUUGCGAAUCCAUCGCACAGAGACCGGCAAACCAGUGCCCGGAGCACCAACUUACACCGACCGCAUCCACCUCCACGGUCGAGACUGCACUCGCACAUUCAUGCACCGCAUGGGCCUAUUCGGCCACACGCGUAUCCUGGAGAGCGGAACGGACCGCAGCCCGACACACCUAGCACAUCCAGUACACCCUUCAUGCCUAGCCUCGCCCACACUCCGCCGCCCAGCGCCCUCCGUUUCAUCCCACCCACUACACCUUACACACCCACCAUGCUCAGCCCAAUCCACACGCCGUCGCCCAGCGCGCCCACCACUACCACCACCACCAGCUCCAUCACUGAGGCUGAUACUGACACCGCCGACUCUUUAUGUCUACACUGUCCCCAUACAUUCCCCUCACACAUCGGCCUGGUCGGUCACUUGCGAAUCCAUCGCACAGAGACUAUCGAACCAGUGCCUGGAACACCAAUCUAAACUCGUCGCAUCCGCCUCCAUUGUCCACAUUGCCCUCGCACAUGUAUUCACCGCAUGGGUCUAUUAGGCCGCAUGGGCGUCCACGAAAACCUGCGGUAGACAACCUCCGGCCAAACGACGAUAUCACAUCUUCCCUCACCAGUAUCUCACCGCAGAUCAACAUCAUCCACCGCAAGCACCCAACUGCCACCUCCUACGCAUGUGGGAAGUGUGUGUAUCGGCUCCGUGUCCAUGUGGCUCCCCUGCUGCAUGUUUGAUCGGAGUCUGAUACGAAGACGGUUCGUCGAGCACCAUGACUCGGAAGGCAGCCGACUGACGCCCAAAUCAGUCCACGCAGUCUGCCCAGUUGUCUGUUGUGUGGAAUGGCGGACUGGUGGGCUGAGAGUCAGGCUCUCACGGCCCCUUCUCAAGCGAUGUGACACUCUCAUGCAUGCGAGGACAGUGUUUGUGUUUGUACGUGUGCUUUGCGGGUAGCACCUUUCAGUCGAAGACUGUUUGAUUACUCAACCUUGAAGGGUGACGGCCCAGGCUAAAAGCAGGGCCACGUGUCGCCUGUCUGGGGCAAACGGGCUGAAAGCGUGUACUAUGCCAGGAUCAGCAAACCAUGGCCCUCGCAGCCUGGUAUGCGCUGGCAGUUCCCUGACACCUAGUUCCCUGCCGGUAGAUGUGCUUGCACUCCCACUGGGUAUACAGGUGGUGAGCAUGACUGCCCAGUCAUCAUCGUCCUUCUGACCCCAGUUGGGGUGUUAUUACUGUUGUUGGUUAAAAUCCUUGCCAAGUGUUUGUUGUGGACGAGGGGGUUUAGUGGAACGCCUAGGUGGGGAUUCGGCUGUGCCAGUCACCUGCGCCAUUCCCCACCUCUGGUCUUCUAGACACUGUCGUGACACCGGGUCCAGGUGGGGAGUGGGGAAGAGAGAGUGCAAUAAAUGCUGCACAAGUCAACCAUUACUGAUAACCAAUUCACGCGCAAGUCACCGUGUCUGCUGCACCUUGCUGUGUAGUAUACGGUGGAUAUAGUCGGAGUCGACGGUCGAACUGUCGUUGCAAACUAUAUUUGAAUUUAUAAGGGCGUCGAAAUUUAGAAGUAAUAGGGCAUGGUACUUAAGCAGUCACUUUUUGCCGAGUGCAGUUUCGCAGUCGACGGAAAAGAUGUGCAUUCAAAAUCCAGCAUGCUGGCGUGUCUGGAAUAACAUGGGCUUAUGCCGGCAGAUAAGCAACACUACAAUCACACGUAGGUAACCCUUCCUAGUUAAAAACGCAUCUGAGAAUUUCGGAUAACAGUUCAUGAGAUCGGUCUCUGGCUGCGCGUAAUAGCUUCCCAAUGGACGAUGACCACUGAAGCACCUCAGGAGGUACACAGCAUGGGUAACGUCGCCUCCGUCCUACUAGGAUGUAGUGACCAUAGACUUGAGUGGCACUUGGCGAUACCAUGUUGGGUCAUGAAACGGGCUGGAGCAUUACGUUGAAGGACACUUGAACCAAGCUGCGUACCCGUAGCCGUAUGGUGAACGUCCUGUGGGCCUUCCUCAAGUGCUCCUUUCCACCUCAUGAAAUAUGUCCGAUCACAGUAUUACGACCCAUGCUACGGUGCCCGCUGGAACCGACCCACUCUGCAACCCUGGUCCAGUGGUUCAGGUGAAUAAUAUGCGAACUGGACUACUCAGUCGGGGAAGGACACUUGGUACUGGAUACUGGGAUGUGCGAACGUUCCUGGACUACGGUAUCCAAAGUCCGGCCGCGCGCAGCCUUAAACAGCACAACAUGGAUAUCUGCUGUCUGUCGGAUGUUUGACUCCCUGACUCAGGCUCUCGAGAAAUAAAGAUCCCUGGAGUCGAAUCACACUUCACCCUGUACCACAGCGGCCCACGUGACUCUUCUGGUAGACACGGUGUGGCUAUCGCCCUCUCACAACAAGCGGACCUCGCGUUACUUGCUUGGGAACCAGUCAAUGACCAGAUGGCUCAUGUGCGAGUGAAGGGUCACUUCACGAACAUCUCCAUCAUCUCUGUGCGCGCACCAACUUCGGCUGCCGAACAGGGCGAUAAAGAGGCAUUUUACUCACAAUUUCGGACGUUAGUUGAACGACUCCCUCGCCAGGGACUGGAAUGGUCGGAAUGGGCCUGGCAACUCCAUAAACAGUCAUCUUCUUGGCAUCUUUGGGCUUGGUCCCCGAUGUGAAAAUGACGAGACAUUGCUGAACUUCGCUGAUCAGAACCGACUGCUUGUCACCAACACGUGUUUCCAGCAUCGCAAGAAACAUUUGCUGAUCUGGUAUUCAAACGACGGUCAUACGGCCAGUCAGAUUAAGUACAUACUAGUCAGCUCAAGGUUCCGCAGCUGGGUUCACGGUAGCAGAUCGAUGCGUGGUGACGUGACUGGUAACGCUCAUCGGUCGGACCCUGUCCUCGUUCGUACACGCUUGAAAGUUCACCUUUCGCCCACGUCAAAAAUGUCACCUCCUAGGCGCCUCGAUGUCGCAAAAAUCCAGCAAGCCAGCACUGCUGAGGCCCUGAGCAGGGAAAUCCCGUCCCGUUUCACGACCCGAGCCGACGGAGAAGGCAGUAACCAGUGGUCGUCACUGAAAACGUCCGUCUAUGGCACAGCCGAGAAAAUCCUUGGAUAUACCCAGCGACGCGGCAGUGACUGAAUCAGCGGAAGAACCCUGCAGUUGUCUGCUCAGACGGCUCGAGCCAGGUCUCGUAAUGAUUGGUUCCACCAACUCCGAAAGAUGACGGCAAAUUCGGCCAGAGAUGACCAGAUGUAAUAUUGGGCUGAAAUAGCGACCUCCAUGGAACAGGCCUCGAACGUUGGUGACACUCAAAAACUCUACCAACUUAUCCGCCAAGUUAGUUGUAGGCCCUCUACACUGAGUAACUUUAUUCGCGGAGUGAAUGGCGGCCUUAUUGCUGACAACUCGGCCAAAGCCGAGCGCUGUCGUGAGCACUUCGAACACCAUCUCAACUCCGAUACCCAACCCACCUCGUCCUCGCUCUCCUUUGCAGCGGAGUUUCUUCCCCUUCCAACCUUUGCAGUGUCAUGCGGCACCCCUUCUGAGGGAGAGGUCCCCGAUGCUACGCAACAAGGCACCCGGAGAGGACGGCAUACCCGCCGAAAUCUACAAGUCUUGUGUCGACUCACUGACGUCCCGGCUCCAUGAGGUGAAUGAACAAGCGUGGAGAAACGAGGUUGCUCCUGAUGACUGGGGCUUAGGCAGCCUUGUACCUAUCCCCAAGAAGGGAGGUAAGAUGAGAUGCGGGAACUACCGCGGCAUAAGCCUCAUCGACGUUGCUGCGAAGAUCUUCGCUAUUGUCCUACUCAGGCGAUUCCAGGCCGUGCGUGACUCUAGGACGAGGCCAAGCCAAGCUGGAUUUCGUGCCGGACGUGGAUGCGCGGACCAGGUAUUCACACUAAAGCAUUCUCGAAUUUCGCCAUUGCUACCAGCAACCGACGGCCGUCUGCUUUGUUGACUUUGCCAUCGCGUCCGACUCCGUCCAUCGUGAGUCCCUAAGGCGGAUAAUGGCGCUGGAUGGUGUACCACCAAAAAUCAACCAUGAUCCAAGGCCUAUUAUCGCUCUCUACUACUGCGCGAGUCCUGGUCCGCAACAAUCCUUCCCAGCCGUUUGGUAUUCGGUCUGGCGUUCUACAGAGUCGUAUCCUGUCGCCCAUUCUGUUCAAUUACGUUAUUGACUGGAUUCUCGGGAAGGCUCUACGCGAAGGUGGCGGUGUUGAAUUUGCACCCGGACACCGACUGACUGAUCUUGACUAUGCAGAGGAUAUUGCCUUACUUGCCUCAAGUUUUGGUGAUCUGAAGUCUAUGAUAUCACGGGUGAACGAAGUCGCUAAAUUGGUCGGUUAAUCCAUAAAAGCUGGGAAGACUAGUGUUUUCAAGCUGCUUUACUGACCAGGAGAAGGCGUCUCUCUGGAUUGAUGGCUGUCAACUUGAAGUAGACAGUUUUAAAUACCUUGGGGCGAGGCUGCUGUCGAAUGGCCAGAGUAAGGACGACAUUGUCUGCCGAAUCGAUGCUGCCUGCUGGGUUUUCUCGAGCCUUAGAAAGUGCCUAUGGAUCCGACGCGACCUCUCCAUCGCCACUAAGAUUCGCGUGUACCGUGCAUCUGUCCGGUCUGUCCUUCUCUACGGUUGUGAAUGCUGGGCUUUGCGCGUGGAGGACGAGCGAAAACUGGAGGUGUUUGACCACCACUGCUUGAGCACCAUCCUUCGUGUGAAGUUCACCGACUUUGUCUCAAAUGAGACAGUCCGCGUUCGCUGCGACAACAUCGCAAGGAUAACUCAGGCCAUCCAAGAAAGACGACUGAAGUGGUUCAGGCAUGUUCUUCGUCGUCCGCCUCAGGAGCUCAGUGUUACUGCCCUCGAUCCGGUGCCGCUGUCCACCUGGAGGCGUCGAGGAGGGGGUCAACUCAAAACUCGGCUCGACACAGUUCAAGACAUGGAGGUGGUUCUUAGACCUUCGGUAUUCGCUGGCGAAGAGAAUAGGUUAAACUGUCCAGAUCUGGUGCUGCGGAUCGUGGAGAGGUACAGUUCGGGACAUCAUCGAGGCCAACUAAAUCAGGCAUGA
Messenger RNA from Spirometra erinaceieuropaei, 6534 nucleotides. The record is from the annotation of a GenBank genome assembly. NCBI's taxonomy places the organism in Eukaryota, Metazoa, Platyhelminthes, Cestoda, Diphyllobothriidea, Diphyllobothriidae.